AUGGACUCCUGAGCGUGUCAUUUUUGGAUUACGCGCUCUAUUCUUCAGCGAAACUUCCCCUGCACGGGUAAUUGAUGCUCAUGUACACUCCACCAUGAGUGUCGUCCAAUACCUCAAACAGUGCUAUACACUAGAGACACUCGACACGCGAUUCACGAUCCCCUCGAAUGUCCCCCCUCGACGAGCUGCACCAGACCCUGGGUUCGAGACAGCAAGCACUUCGACAUCUACUUUAGAAAUCCAGGAGGCAUCUUCAAGAGCUACGGGCACUGUGCCGAGAGCGAAGGCAUCACAAUGGAAUACAUUUGAAUACUACAUAUAUUAUGCUGUCGUUUGUGUGGCCGUGUUUUUCAUGUUCAAGUCUACCAUUGACGUCUCGAAAUCAACACAUCCAAACUAUGGUAAAUACGAGCGCCUGUUGUCGAACGGCUGGUUCUUUGGCCGCAAAGUCGACAAUUCAGACGCUCAGUACGCUUCGUUCAGAGACAACUUCCCGUACAUGGUCCUCCUGAUAAUCGCCCAUCCUAUUCUGCGAAAAUACUACGACAAAUUCUGCAGGGCCGAUACCUACACCAAACCAUCAAAUUCUUCGAAUGGUCUGACGCAGGGUCUAUCAGCUGCCGCGGCGGCGGAUGCUAGGCUCGAACAGCGGAUUUCAUUCGACAUUAUAUUCUCUGGCCUCCUUAUAACAGUCCUACAUGGAUUCUCAGCAUUCAAGAUUGUCUUGAUUCUGUAUUUGAAUUACAGCAUAGCUAAGCGUACUACAACCCGUUAUAUACCCCUUGCAACCUGGACUUUCAACAUUGGUCUUCUCUUCGCAAACGAGUACUAUAAAGGCUACUCAUAUGCCCGUAUAUGGAACAGAAUUUUCCCGCCCCCAUUGGGUCUCUCUGUUGAUGAUCCCCUGUUUCCUAAAAACUUUGGCGCCUCGCUGGACAGUUAUGGAGGUCUAGUUUCGCGGUGGGAAGUCUUGUUCAACAUUACGGUGCUUCGCCUUAUAAGCUUCAACAUGGACUACUACUGGAGUAAAGCUGAUAGCGGAGGAGAAAGCCCAAUUCAUAAGAAAGGACUUGACCCUUCUAACCUGUCUGAACGCGAUCGUGUCAAGAUUCCAGCACGUGUCUCUGACUACAACUUCUCCAACUACUUUGCAUAUGCCCUAUAUGCUCCGCUCUACCUCACCGGUCCGAUCAUCACAUUCAAUGACUUCCUCUCACAACUCCGCUACCGUUCCCCGAGUAUCACCAAAGACAGGACAAUCAUGUACGGCGUGCGGUUCGUUGUUGUCCUUCUCACCAUGGAAAUCAUGAUACAUUUCAUGUACAUGGUUGCCAUAUUCCACGCCAAGCCAGACUGGAGUGCAUACACCCCUUUCCAACUCAGCAUGCUCGGCUACUUCAACUUGAACCACAUCUGGCUAAAACUCCUCAUCCCCUGGCGAUUCUUCCGCUUGUGGGCGCUCGUCGAUGGCAUCGAUCCACCAGAGAACAUGGUGCGUUGCAUGAGCGAUAACUACUCCGCACUUGCAUUCUGGCGAGGAUGGCAUCGCAGCUUCAACCGCUGGAUUGUGCGGUAUAUCUACGUACCCAUUGGCGGAAGCGGCUUCUCAGGGCGUUUCGGCCAGGUCAGAUCGAUAGCCAACUUUCUGGCCGUCUUCACGUUCGUGGCGCUGUGGCAUGAUAUCCAGCUAAGGCUGCUCAUGUGGGGCUGGCUCAUCACACUGUUUGUCAUACCCGAGAUUAUGGGAACGCUGGUCUUUCCGGCUCGUCGCUGGAAGGACUGGCCGCAUGCGUAUCGGCGCAUUUGUGCUGCCGGGGCUACGCUCAAUAUCCUUAUGAUGAUGGCGGCGAAUCUGGUUGGCUUCGCGAUCGGGGUGGAUGGAUUGGUGGAGUUGCUCAAGGCUAUAUUUUCGACUCUGGAUGGGCUGGUGUUUAUAUCGCUGGCUAUGACCGCGUUGUUCAUGGCGUCGAAUAUCAUGUUUGAGAUUAGGGAAGGGGAGCUGAGAAAGGGCAUCAGGAUGAAGUGCUAG
Messenger RNA from Pseudovirgaria hyperparasitica, 2029 nucleotides. Its product is annotated as MBOAT-domain-containing protein. Lineage: Eukaryota; Fungi; Ascomycota; Dothideomycetes; Acrospermales; Acrospermaceae. Bases 95 to 2029 code for a protein of 644 amino acids. The record is from RefSeq and is a predicted model, not a curated record. Gene Ontology annotation, biological process: GPI anchor biosynthetic process. The transcript is spliced from 4 exons. Gene Ontology annotation, cellular component: endoplasmic reticulum.